This is a messenger RNA of Drosophila willistoni, 2806 nucleotides long. It is a transcript of the gene stmA, whose product is annotated as protein EFR3 homolog cmp44E. The record is from RefSeq and is a predicted model, not a curated record. The transcript is spliced from 9 exons. Gene Ontology annotation, cellular component: plasma membrane. Gene Ontology annotation, biological process: protein localization to plasma membrane. NCBI's taxonomy places the organism in Eukaryota, Metazoa, Arthropoda, Insecta, Diptera, Drosophilidae. Bases 164 to 2668 code for a protein of 834 amino acids.
GCCGAGAAUCCUUAAUAUAUAUAUAUACACCCCAUUGCCCACGCACUUGUUGUGGGUAAAUUUUUGGAUGCCCCCCUCUCUCUAACUCACUCUAAAAAUAUAAACUAAAGUUCAUGGUCAACGUGAGACGCCUGUGACAAACGCCUGAAUUGCUGGGGACAAUAUGGCGUUAAUACGUUGCUGCUUUGAGCCGCCAGAAUUACCCGAAUUUUUUGACAGUUUUGUCCAGAAAUGCACGGAUUCCAGCUGCUGCUGUGGCUGUUGUUCGGCCCUGAGGCCACGCUAUAAACGUCUGGUGGACAACAUAUUUCCCGUCAAUCCCGAAGAUGGUCUGGUCAAAUCAAAUAUGGAAAAGUUGACCUUCUAUUCGCUGAGCUCACCGGAUAAAUUGGAUCGCAUUGGUGAAUAUUUGUAUCAAAAGGCCACCAAGGAUAUCAAUCGCAAGCGUUACAAGCUAGCUGAGAUAGCCAUGGAGGCCAUGGAUUUGCUACUCCAAGCUUGUCAUGCCCAGACUACUCUGAAUUUGUUUGUGGAAUCAUUUUUGCGUAUGGUGCAAAAACUACUCGAGGAUAAUAAUCCGAAUUUAAAGAUAAUGGCCACCAAUUCGUUUGUGAAAUUUGCCAAUAUCAAUGAGGAUACUCCAUCGUACCAUCGUCGGUAUGAUUUCUUUAUCUCGAAAUUCUCAUCGAUGUGUCACAGUAGCGAGAGUCAGGAUCUAAGGGAUAGCCUACGUUUGGCUGGCAUUAAGGGUCUUCAGGGAGUUAUACGUAAAACUGUGUCCGAUGAUUUGGUUGAAAACAUUUGGGAGGCUCAACAUAUGGAGAAAAUAGUGCCCUCUCUACUCUUCAAUAUGCAGUUUUGUGUAAACGUUAUGUUUGUGAAGAAAAAUUUACUGGCGUCUGGUGAUAUGACACCCGUCGAAGAUGCCACCAAUGUAACGCCGCCGGUUCUGGCCGAGGAAGUGCUUCGUGAAUUAGUGGGACGCGCCUCAUUUGGACACAUACGGAGUGUCCUCAAGCCGCUGUUGACUCACUUGGAUCGUCAUGAGUUGUGGGUUCCAAAUACUUUUGCAAUCCAUACAUUCCGCAUUGUGAUGAUAUCCAUACAACCGCAAUACUCUUACACUGUGGUGGAGACUCUGAUGCAACAUUUGGAUAGCAAUUUCAAAUCCUCACCAAAGACACGAACCUCGCUGGCGGUGGUUCUGUCCAAGAUUAUAGCCAUAGCAGCUGGUGAAAGUGUUGGACCCUCCGCAUUAGAUAUUAUUAAUAAUCUAUUGACCCAUUUACGUACAAGUGUGAGUACGACAACGGAAAUUACCACAGAAGAGUCCCAAUAUCAGGAGGCUUUAAUCAAUGCACUGGGAGAAUUUGCUAAUCAUCAUCCAGAUUAUCAGAAGAUCGAGAUAAUGUUGUUCAUAAUGAACACAGUGCCGGAUCUAUCGAAGAAGAGUAAAAGUGAUCAAAUGUUGCAGAAUAUAUUAUUGAAAUCGCUACUUAAAGUGGGCACACAAUAUAGCACAGUGUCCUUUGAGAAAGCUUUUCCGGCAUCGUUUUUGCAACCCUUACUGAAGAUGGCCCGUGCUCCACAUGAUCCAACGCGGAUGAUUGUGAUGCAGAUAUUCCAGGCUCUACUCGAUCGCCAUCAGAACGAACAAGUCCUGAGCAAUGUGAGUGUGAAACCGUAUCCAGCAUUAUCCCAGGAGCCACCAUCACGUUCGGAUAUUAUAUUUACGCACAAAUAUGGAGCGAAUAUUAUGCAGGCUUUAAUUGAUAGCAUGGCUCUGUCGGAUCGGGUAGAUCCUCUAUCGUCCAGCUAUAAUACAGCCGCCCUGCUCAUUGUGGAGAUGUCGUGCAGUGAGACGGUGCAAGAGUUUCUACUAUUCAUAUUGGGAAUUCAACAAGUGGCUAGCACUGUGGAGACUUUGGGUGCCGUGCAUAAAUGUAAUUUGCAUGCCAUAGCCAUUUCUCUGCUGGUGCUCAUCUCACGCGUUACUGGUAUCAACAAUCUACUCGAAUAUGCACAAAAAAUUAUUGACGCACGGCGGGAAGAGGCCGCCUACUAUUUGCCUCCGUUGUUGGAGCCCAAAAAAAUGUCUUCAAAGAAUCUAAAUCUAUCACUUCCACAUUUAUCCAUUGAUAAACUGGCAUUGGGUGAAUGUCUACAGAAUGCCGGAAUGGAUGCACAACGUUUGAACACGGGAGCACCGUAUACGCUACAUCAAACCGAUCAUCCAGGUCAUCGGCAUUCGUGGGUGGAGUCAGUAAGCAAUAUGACACAGCGUAAUAGUUCGGCAGAUCUGACCGUUUAUAAUGGGGAUGUGGAUAGUGUCAAUAGUUCGCCGGGUGUAACCAAAAAGAUUCUAGCACCAGAGUUCAAUUUUGAUGCCAUGAAACGGGCCCUGGCCGAGCCCACAGAGACGGCCAAGAAGGAGCAACGUGAACGGCAAAUGCAAAUUGUUCAAACAUUCCGUGAGGGCGAAUUCGAUGAUCUAAUGCGGCGAACAGAACCAAAGCAUGAGCUAAUACAAAAUCGUCUUAAUGAAUUGUUCAACUCUUUGGCCGUUGAGCGUCAAAUUACUCAGAGUGAUAACAAGACAGCCCAAUCCCAGGCUAGCCAUGAGAAGCCAGUCUAUGAAACAAAUUUUCCCGAGCUGUUCUAUUACUAGAAGCGAAUUUUUCUGUUUAGUUUAAUUUAUACAUAUUUGAAAUUCCUGUUAAACCUAACAAUACAAUUGUUAGAUCAAUUUAUCCAUGUACUUUAAAUCAAAUUAUUUGUUAUUCAAAGAAAAGAAACAUACGAAAAA